UGACAGCUCCGACGCGGCGAUAUUUGAAAGCGACAUCGAGGCAUGAUGAUGAUAUCUUAACAGUGCAAAAAAAUGAUGUCUGGCAUGAGACCAAUUCGACUGGGAUAUAUCCUAUCCUAUUCUCCUUCUGAUGAAGCUGGAUGAUGUUGAGUGUACCAAAAAGUAUUAUUGGCUGUUUUGCUUAUUUGAAAUCUCUUUUUGUUUGACGCCUUAGAUUUCUUUUCAAGUUGCAGAUCCUAUUAAAUGCUCUCGAGCUGCUGGCAGAGUUGGCAGCGUUGCCAGCCAAGAAGAGUGAAGGGACCAUGGUCAAGUUCGCCCUAGCUAUAUCGCUUCUAGCAUCUUGGCCGUUGCGAGCUUUUGCUGGCAAUGACCUAGGCGAAGCCAAAACACGGAAGCUUCAUGGCCGUUUUUUACAUAUCACUGAUAUACACGCCGAUACGAACUACAAACCGAAUUCCAAUACCGAUGGGGAUCAUGAAUGUCAUCGAGGAUCUGGAAAUGCAGGCUUUUACGGAACCGUCGGCUCCAACUGCGACUCCCCUCUUACACUGGUAAACGCGACAUUUGCAUGGAUUCAAGAAAACCUCGCACACUCGAUCGACUUCGUUGUUUGGACGGGCGAUUCGGCACGUCAUGACAAUGAUGAAAAAAUUCCUCGCACGGAGCAAGAGAUUCUUCAUAUGAACCAGUUGCUGGCCGACAAGUUUCAUGAUAUCUUUUCUAAAUCGGACGAACACAAAAAGGGAAUGCGAAUUCCGGUCGUCCCUACAAUCGGAAAUAAUGAUAUAAUGCCCCAUAAUAUCUUGAAGAAGGGUCCUAACCACUGGACUAAGAGGUUUGCUCGCAUCUGGGACAACUUUAUUCCUGAGGAACAGCGCCAUUCAUUCGUUCAAGGUGGUUGGUUUUAUGUGGAGGUUAUUCCUCACAAAUUGGCUGUUAUUAGCCUUAAUACGAUGUAUUUCUAUGGCUCAAACAGCGCUGUUGACGGAUGCGCGCAUAGAGACGACCCCGGGUAUGAGCACAUGGAGUGGCUGAGAGUCCAGCUCCAGUUUAUGAGGAAACGGAAUAUGAAGGCAAUUCUAAUUGGACACGUGCCCCCAGCUAGAACAAGCUCCAAGGAGAAUUGGGACGCAACAUGCUGGCAGAAGUAUACGCUCUGGCUACAGCAAUACCGCGAUGUAAUCGUUGCCAGCAUGUUUGGACACAUGAAUAUUGAUCAUUUUAUGUUCCAGGAUAGCAACGAUCUUAAGAUCGGUGAUAAAGGAACGGAAUCUCAACCCACGCGGGUAAGGCGGCGCAACCGGGAUGAUCAGGUGGUUUCCGUACAAGCGCGGAUGAAUUAUUUAACGAAUCUAAGGCAUGCUUGGUCACAAUUACCGUCUCCGCCUAGUGCAUCAUCUUCCGUGCAUUUCGAUGAUAAAAGUCAGCUUAACGACGAAUUUGGUUUUGGCUCAGCUUUGGAUGUGAACACCAGGGGCAAAAAGAAGGAAAUGAGAAAAUAUUUAGAGGAGAUUGGUGGACCUUGGGCGGAAAGAUACAGCGUAUCCCUGGUAUCACCCAGCAUCAUUCCGAACUACUAUCCGACUUUGCGCGUCAUCGAGUACAAUAUAUCCGGGUUAGAAAACGCCGUGCUCUGGUCGGAAAUAACUGCACAUAAAGGAAAACCGCCACAGCAAACAUUACCGCUCUUUAAUGACCCUGAUGUUGGUGCUCAGGAUCCGUCCCGGGGAGAUGAAAAGAAGGGUAAGAAAAAGAAGAAGAAGCCGAAGAAGCCAAAGUUUGAAGUUCCCGAACCCCCAUCUCCCACAGCACCACCAGGGCCAGCGUAUUCGAACCAGCCGUUCACACUUCUUUCAUAUACGCAGUACUUUUUCAAUUUAACGGAGCUCGAGAAUGUCGAAACUAUAAUGUCGAUAACUGAUCGACUCCACGAUCAGAAACACCUCAGCUGGCGAGAGUACCGUUCGAGAAAAUCUGGCGACGCCCACAAGCCAAACAACAUCUCCUUCGAAGUGUUUUAUGAUACCAAAACGGAUAGGGCAUAUAACCUGAAGGAUUUGACGGUUAAUAGCUACCUGGAUCUGGCGAGAGGGAUUGCGGAGAAGGAGAGAUCGAGCGGGAAGGGAACGAAAGCAGAUGUGCUUCUUAAUGAUAAUAUUGUUGGUUGUCCGGAUGGGGAGGCUGAGAUACCACCAACAGGCGAAGGAAAAGGAGAUGAAUGGCUCGUAAACGAAAAUGAAGACCCGUCGUUGGAUUCCCGAUGCACCCGGUUGGAACCAUCGCUGCUAGUGACGAAGUCUCGUGAGAGUCUUUGGUCUGUGUUCGUGCGGCGAGCAUUCGUUGGGUUUGUCAAUGGUAACACGUGAACAAGCUUUACGCAACAGUAUCGUUCUGGCAUAAUUCCCGAGAUUCUUCAUUUUCCCUUCUGUCUUCCGGCUAUAUCUUUGUGGCGUAGGCAUGUCUUUUUCUUUUUGUAUAAUCAAUCCUUGGAUGUCCGUUACAUAUACAUUUUGAAAAUUCCUUUGAAGGCUGCAGUUUAUUUUGGUUUUAUGUCCCGUUUCUUCAUAAUUUGAGCGACUUUUUCUUUUCUCGCAAUUUCUUUAUGUAUAUAUCUCGACGUUCGAUCUAUGUUUACGAUGAUAUUUCUACUUCUCAUUUGCAUUCCUUGGAAACUUAAUCCGGAUAUAUUUUCUUGCAUUAAUUAUAAUCUAGAGACAUUCACUAAAUACAAUACACACAUGUAGCAGCUAGACUUUUAAUCAACUCACUACUCAUUAUAUAUUGUCAACAAGUACUGUUGACAGAGACAUGCAAUAUAGAUUGACUGAGGGAAAAUUACAGAUAACUGGCGAAAGGUUAGAAGUGUCUCUUCUUUUCUUUUCAUCUCCCUCAUUUUCUUUUGUUUGUCUCCUUUCCCUUUCCUUUUCCUGGUACAAAGAAUGCUAUACAUUUCGCAGAUGCCUAAGCUUGACUUUCCUCACCCAUGCGAGCUUUGAAGUACGUACCCCUUCGGCUAGAUGCUUAUCCACAA
Molecule: messenger RNA, 3031 nt
Organism: Blastomyces dermatitidis ER-3
Lineage: Eukaryota; Fungi; Ascomycota; Eurotiomycetes; Onygenales; Ajellomycetaceae
Product: vacuolar endopolyphosphatase
Exons: 2
Coding region: 303-2366 (687 amino acids)
Biological process (GO): polyphosphate catabolic process
Cellular component (GO): membrane; fungal-type vacuole
Molecular function (GO): endopolyphosphatase activity; exopolyphosphatase activity
Source: RefSeq, a predicted model, not a curated record